Molecule: messenger RNA, 942 nt
Organism: Penicillium argentinense
Lineage: Eukaryota; Fungi; Ascomycota; Eurotiomycetes; Eurotiales; Aspergillaceae
Product: NAD(P)H-dependent flavin oxidoreductase
Exons: 5
Coding region: 1-942 (313 amino acids)
Molecular function (GO): nitronate monooxygenase activity
Source: RefSeq, a predicted model, not a curated record
AUGCCUUUCAAUACUGCCUUGACCCGCAAACUGGGCAUUCGAGUGCCCGUGGUGCAGGGAGGUAUGCAAUGGGUGGGAUAUGCCGAGCUGGCCUCGGCCGUUAGCAACGCCGGUGGACUGGGUAUUCUUACUGCUCUCACCCAACCCACCCCCGAAGACCUGCGCAAGGAAAUCCGACGAUGCCGCACCAUGACCAAGAACCCUUUCGGUGUGAUCAUUGAUGAGGGCAUCAACAUCGUCGAGACGGCCGGUAACAAUCCGGGCCCCGUGAUUCAGCAGCUGAAGAAGGCCGGCUGCAUCGUCCUGCACAAGUGCACAACCAUCCGCCACGCCAAAUCCGCCGUGAAGCUGGGCGUUGACUUCCUCUCCAUCGACGGCUUCGAGUGCGCCGGCCACGUGGGCGAGCACGAUAUCACCAACUUCAUUCUUCUCAGCCGUGCGCGCCAGGAGCUCGGCGUGCCUUUCAUUGCUUCAGGUGGUUUCGCUGAUGGUCAGGGUCUGGCUGCUGCUCUGGCGCUUGGUGCUGAGGGAAUUAACAUGGGUACUCGCUUUAUGAGCACUGUUGAGGCUCCUAUUCACCAGAAGGUAAAGGAGGCUAUCGUCAAUGCGCAAGAGACCGAUACUGCUCUUGUUCUCCGUCGGUGGAAGAACACAACCCGUCUGUUCGCCAAUAAGGUCACGCAGGAUGCGCUGAAGGUCGAGCGUGAGAGCACGACCGGCGAGUUUAGCGAGAUUGGACCUUAUGUUAGCGGCAAGCGUGGUCGUCAGGUCUUCCUGAACGGUGACGUUGACUUUGGAGUUUGGACUGCUGGCCAGGUCAUCGGUCUGAUCCACGACAUCCCGACUUGCGCCGUCCUCCUCGACCGGAUCGAGAAGGAGGCCCUGGAGGCCAUGCAGCGCAGCCAGUCGCUGGUCACCAACGCUCCUGCUAGCAAGCUGUGA